AUGGCUGCCUCUACGUUCGAAGCGAAGGUCAAGAGUGUCCUCUCUGGCGACACGGUCAUCUUGCACAACAUCAACAACCCAAAACAGGAGCGCACACUGAGCCUGGCGUUUGUGUCUGCCCCACGAUUGAAGCGUGAGGGCGACGAGCCGUUUGCAUUCGAGUCACGCGACUACCUGCGCAAGCUGCUCGUGGGCAAGGUCGUGCGCUUCCAGGUACUCUACAAGAUCCCGACGGGUGCCAACCGCGAGUAUGGCCUGAUUGUACUACCAAACCGCGUGCUCCUUCCCGAAACCGCCGUCGCAGAGGGCUGGCUCAAGCUGCGAGACGACGCCGGCCGGAAGGAAGACUCGGAAGAGGCGGCACAGCUGCUGGAACGGCUGCAGGUCGUCGAGGCCCGCGCGAGGGCUGACUCCAAGGGCCUGUGGGCGGAAUCCAGCAGCCGCAUCAACUCGAUAUCUGAGCUGAGCGACGCGCAGAAAUGGGUCGACGAGCACAAGGGCCGCGACAUUGACGCCAUUGUCGAGAAGGUGCUCGCGGGAGAUCGUCUCAUUGUGCGUUUCCUGCUGUCGCCCACCGAGCACGUGCAGACCAUGGUUCUCCUCGCCGGCAUCCGCGCCCCCGCCACACAGCGGACGAACCCGUCCGACGGGAAGGUGCAACCCGCCGAGGCGUUCGGCGACGAGGCCCAGCAGUUCGUCGAGACGCGUCUGCUGCAGCGCACCGCGACCGUCAACGUCCUCGGUACGACACCCAACGGCCAGAUUGUGGCAGACGUCAAGCAUCCGACGCAGGGCAGCAUCACCCCCUUUGUCCUCAAGGCCGGCCUCGCAAAGUGCACCGACCACCACACGACGCUCCUGGGACAGCAGAUGGGCGUGCUGAGGGCGGCAGAGAAGGCCGCAAAGGAUGCCCGUGUCGGUGUCUACCAAGGCCAUGUCGCGCCCAAGACCAAGGCGGCGGGCGAGCACGAGGCUGUCGUCAGCAGAAUCCAGAGCGCCGACACCCUCUUCCUGCGCAACAAGGCUGGCGUCGAGAGGCGCAUCAACCUCAGCAGCGUCCGCCAGCCCAAACCUACCGACCCCAAGCAGUCGCCAUGGGUGCCCGAGGCCAAGGAGUUCCUCCGCAAGAAGCUCAUUGGCAAGCACGUCAAGUUCCACAUCGACGGCAAGCGCCCCGCGACCGAAGGCUAUGAUGAGCGCGAGAUGGCCACCGUCACCUUCCAGAACAAAAACGUCGGGCUCAUGCUCGUCGAGAGUGGCAUGGCCACGGUCAUCCGCCACCGCCAGGACGACACCGACCGCAGCCCCAUCUACGACGACCUCCUGCUUGCUGAGCAGGCGGCGCAAGAAGAGCAAAAAGGUCUCUGGUCACCAAAAGGACCCUCCGCCAAACAAUACGUCGACUACUCGGAAUCUCUCGAAAAGGCCAAGCGUCAGCUCACGCUCCUGUCGCGACAGCGCAAAGUGCCCGCUGUCGUUGACUUUGUCAAGUCAGCCUCGCGCUUCACUGUGCUCGUACCUCGCGAGAACGCCAAGCUUACCUUCGUCCUGUCCGGCAUUCGCGCACCACGAUCAGCAAGAAACGACACCGACAAGGGCGAGCCAUUCGGCAAAGAGGCACAUGAGUUUGCAAACAGGCGAUGCCAGCAGCGCGACGUCGAGAUCGAUGUCGAGGACUGCGACAAGGUCGGUGGCUUCAUCGGCACACUGUAUAUCAACCGCGAGAACUUUGCCAAGACUCUGGUCGAAGAGGGUCUGGCUUCCGUACACGCCUACUCUGCCGAGAAGGCAGGCAACGCAAACGAGCUCUUCGCUGCGGAGCAGAAGGCUAAGGAUGCGCGAAGAGGUCUGUGGCACGACUACGACCCAUCGCAGGACGAGGAAGCCGAGGACACCACUGCCGCUGCCCCAGCAACAUCCAAUGGCGAUGCCGCGGCUUCACGGCGAAAGGACUACCGUGAUGUCAUUGUAACACACGUGGAAGAAUCCGGCAGGAUCAAGUUCCAGGAGAUUGGCAGCGGAACAUCAGCCCUGACUUCGCUCAUGAGUGCCUUUGGCAAGUUCCACCUGAACCCUGCGAACUCAGCAGGCUUGACCAACCCUAAGGCUGGCGAAUUUGUGGCCGCCAAGUUCACUGCUGAUGACCAGUGGUACCGUGCGCGCAUUCGUCGCAACGACCGUGAGGCGAAGAAGGCCGAGGUCGUCUAUGUUGACUAUGGCAACUCGGAACUGAUCCCAUGGUCCAGACUCCGCCCACUAUCACAGACCGAAUUCCUGCCAUCCAAGCUGAAGCCGCAGGCACAAGAAGCGCAACUUGCUUUCAUCCAGUUGCCCCAAAACCCGGAGUACCUCGCCGACGCCGUCAACUUCAUUUCACAAGAAACUGCUGAUCGUCAGCUUGUGGCUAACGUCGACCAAAUGGACAAGGAUGGCACCCUCUACGUCACUCUGUUCGACCCCAAGUCUAGCAAGAACCCUGCGACAGACAGUAUCAACGCAGAUGUCAUCGACGAGGGUCUCGCUAUGGUGCCCAAGAAGUUGAAGGCUUGGGAACGAAGUGCUGGUGAUAUCUUGGCUGCGCUUACUAAGAAGCAGGACGUUGCCAAAGAGGAGCGAAGGGGCCAAUGGGAAUAUGGAGACCUGACAGAAGAUUAG
This is a messenger RNA of Parastagonospora nodorum SN15, 2655 nucleotides long. RefSeq lists its product as hypothetical. The transcript has a single exon. Gene Ontology annotation, molecular function: nuclease activity; RNA binding. The record is from RefSeq and is a predicted model, not a curated record. Gene Ontology annotation, biological process: regulatory ncRNA-mediated gene silencing; mRNA catabolic process. NCBI's taxonomy places the organism in Eukaryota, Fungi, Ascomycota, Dothideomycetes, Pleosporales, Phaeosphaeriaceae. The coding region runs from base 1 to 2655 and encodes 884 amino acids. Gene Ontology annotation, cellular component: cytosol; nucleus; RISC complex.